AAAUAACUACGCUUUGGACUCUCUCCCACCAUCUCUCGUUUUCUCCUCGCUUCAAAAACCAUAUAAAUAAAGCUGCUAAUUCUCAUUUCCCACCUUGUGGAAAUACAAACACUCUCGGCUAUACUUUGUUCUUGGAAAAACAAAAAAAGCCUUUUGGCUACUUAAACGACAAAGAUAAGAAAAAUGAUCAUCGAUUCUAACCCGCCUCUACUCGACCAUUAUAAAGCUCUUCUAGACCACUCAUCCACCCUUCAAACCGCCGAAUGCGACGGUCACUUCGAUGGAGUGGCCGCGGAAGAAUGCCAACUCCCAAUGAUAGACCUCAAUGGCUUAAAAAGUGAUGAGGCAUUGGAGAGGGUAGAAUGUGCUAAAGCUAUUUCGAAGGCUGCAUCUGAGUGGGGAUUUUUCCAAGUAGUGAACCAUGGUAUAAGCCUUGAGCUAGUUAAGAAGAUGAGGAAAGAGCAAACAAAGUUAUUUGAAGCACCCUUUGAGGACAAAGCUACUUCUAGGCUCUUGAACAAUUCCUACAGGUGGGGGACGCCGACCGCGACUCGUCCAAGCCAGUUCUCGUGGUCUGAAGCUUUCCACAUUCCUCUAACAAAAGUUUCAGAAGAAGAUUGCUAUGGUGAUUUUAUCUCCCUAAGGGAGCCGACGGAAGAAUUUGCAGCAGCCAUGUCAAAACUAGCAAGGUCACUUGCAGGGGUUCUGGCGGAAAAUUUGGGCCACCGUAGACAAGUGUUUGAAGAAAUUUGUGACGAAAGCACGUGCUUUCUUCGCUUAAAUCGCUACCCAGCCUGCGCAGUAUCCUCCGAGAUUUUCGGUCUGGUGCCGCACACGGACAGUGGCUUCCUUACAAUUCUUCGUCAAGAUCACGUCGGCGGACUUCAGCUGAUGAAAGACUACAAAUGGGUGUCUGUAAAACCCAAUCCAGAGGCUCUCAUUGUCAAUAUCGGAGAUCUCUUUCAGGCAUGGAGCAAUGAUGUGUUCAAAAGCGUGGAGCACAGAGUGAUGACUAACAAGAUGGAGAGAUACUCAAUAGCAUAUUUCCUAUGCCCUUCUUAUGACUCCCUUAUUGGGAGCUGCAGAGAACCAUCUGUCUAUAGAAAGUUCACUUUUCGACAAUACAGAAGCCAAGUACAAGAAGAUGUUAAAAAGAUGGGAUAUAAAGUAGGCCUAUCAAGAUUUCUUCUUCAGGAUGAGAGUACACAUACAACGCUAAAGGCAAUGAAAACCAUGUAAACGCCUUGGAAAGCUGACUAGAACAAUAGAUAUAAUAUCAAGGCAUUCGAUUGAAGAAGCCCGCACUUUGCCUCGAGUUCAUGGAAUCAUCCUAGGUUUAUCCUAUGUUAUAGUAGCAGAAAUAUUUUCCAUUGACAAUUUUCACUGAAAGAAACAAAAGAUAAGAAACAGUACAAUAGCAUACGUGAUGUAUAUCAAACAGGCCGCGUAUAUACUAUAUCAUAUAAAUAUUUGUUCCAAUGUUUAG
Messenger RNA from Morus notabilis, 1486 nucleotides. RefSeq names its product gibberellin 2-beta-dioxygenase 8. The transcript is spliced from 3 exons. Gene Ontology annotation, molecular function: dioxygenase activity. Bases 184 to 1239 code for a protein of 351 amino acids. The record is from RefSeq and is a predicted model, not a curated record. Lineage: Eukaryota; Viridiplantae; Streptophyta; Magnoliopsida; Rosales; Moraceae.